AUGCUCUCCACUGGGAACGCGCCAACGCAGCGAGUUCCUGCGUGGAAGCGAUUGGGUCUCAAGCUCAAGCCUGCAUCUGAGCACCAAAGUGAGGGCCUGGCGCCGCAUACAAGUACGGCUCAUUCUUCGGGCACUUCUGCUUCAGUGCCCAAAAGUCACGGAUCGCCGCCCGGUGCCUACGGUGCUGUCAAUGCCGCCAAAAGGAAACCUUUUGGUGCCCCUGCGUCAGACCAUUUCGCAAAAAAGGCACGACAGGACAAUUUUAACUCUACCGCGACUCAUCACUCUUCCCUGAAGAAGAAGAAGUCUGUUUCAUUUGCGAAGGACCCCGAGGCCUUAUCCUCCCCUGCGACAAACGGAAAGCAAAACACGAAUAAGCAAAAGCGGACAUCCAACAAGUUGCCUGCCAAAUCUCAACCGCAGAGACAAACUGCCGUCAACCUGGGGCCUGCGCUCGACUAUUUGCGGCAGUGGCACAAGGCAAGAGACCAGUGGAAGUUCAGUAAGCUGAAGCAAACUAAGCUGCUAGAAAACGUGUUCGCCAACGAAACCACUAUCCCGGCCGUUGACAUCAAUACCUUCUACGACUACAUCCGAACGCUCAAGGGCUACGGCAGAAUUCGAUUGAGAGAGACCGCUACCGAACUCAAGGAGAAGGACAUGGAGCAGGGCCCCGCAGGCUUCUCGGCAUCCUCAGACGAGGUUGCGAAGAAAAAGCAGGAGGAGUAUGAUGCAAUACUUGAAAGCUACCUACGACAAGAACGGACACCAGAGAAGCGCCGGUUCGACGAAAUGGAGUAUGUGCUCCGGACCGCCGACAUGGAGAUGCAGCGACGAGUUGUUAAGCGCAUGCGAGCAGAAACCGUCCUUGAGGAACUCGAGGCCAGUGAAGAAGAUACAACAAGCACGACCACGACCACGACCACAUCUACGACAACAACUGGCACAGCAGGGGAGGCAAGGGAGGCAAGGGAGGCAGGGGGGUCUAUGACCAAUGAGAGCCGUAUAAGGUUAAGCGAUGGCACGCUCAAGCGGAAGAGAAGCAGGAAAUCACGCACCGCUGACGUUGUCGAAACCGAAACAAGCAGCUCUGAAUCCGAUUCGAACACCAGUGAUAGCUCAUCAGAGGACUCAGAGGACUCAGAGGACUCAGAGGAUUCAGAUGAUGAGGAGGAAACCGAUGUCAAUCUGACAGCGAAUGACUCCGAUGAAUCAUCCUCCAGUAGUUCAUCGUCAUCCUCAGAGUCAGAUUCAGAUUCGGACGAAGGUGGCGCGGCUGGCGCAGACAGGAAUGAUCAAUAG
This is a messenger RNA of Pseudomassariella vexata, 1302 nucleotides long. RefSeq lists its product as uncharacterized. Bases 1 to 1302 code for a protein of 433 amino acids. The transcript has a single exon. Lineage: Eukaryota; Fungi; Ascomycota; Sordariomycetes; Amphisphaeriales; Pseudomassariaceae. The record is from RefSeq and is a predicted model, not a curated record.